AUGUCUCUCCAAAUCAGCUGCGGCGCAGGAACACCCGAUUCAACAUCCGAGCGAGCCCGUCAAAGAGCAAGGAAUAUCUUCGACUGGACCUAUCCUGAUAGUAGGCCCCAUGGGGCGCCCGCCCUAGAGAAGCCCUACCGCCGUCCAGAGGGUUUCCUGGUCCGGCUCGUGGCCAUUGGGUCCGUCGGUAAUUACCUUGGUGGCCUAUUCUUCCCAGCCAGCGCCGUGAUAUUGUUAAAAUCAAUUGACCUCGAGCUCAUCCCGUGGAUAGAGCUCCAUCCAAGCGAGGGCCUCUCGGAGCGCAGAUGGAUCGUCAAAUACGUGACGCCCAACUUUGAAGCGCAAAUCGCCAGCGGCUGCUCGUUUGAGCUCGGCAAGACGUGGUCGAACCGAGAUGGCUUCCUGGCCCUUCCUCGCCAAAGAGCUGGCCGCAGCGCAUUUGAUCUAUUUCGGCCAGACAGCGCGAACGCGUUUGACGUAAUGGACGGCCGAGUCGAGGUAAUCGUUCACUUCCAAGUCGCGGAGGGACAGAGCUCGAAUGGGCGUACCAGUGUCCUCAACAGAAGAGUUGAAAGGAGGGAGGAGGAGGAAGAGGAAUCCAUUUAUGACUCUGAUGGGCCCGGAAGCAACUAUCAAAGGAAGCGCCCUCUUGCUCGGCCGGUCCAGAGGAGACUUGCACUCCAGCCGACAACUUCCAGCCGAAGGCCUCAGCGUCACAAUGUCAGCAGCAGUGACAUUGAUGGGAGCAGCGGCAGCAGCGGCGAUGAAAGCGGUAGCAGCAGUGGCAGUGGUAGUGGCAGCAACAGCGACAGCGGCAGUGACGAUGGCGAUGACUCCGACAGCGGGAGCGACAGUUUGAGCGGGAGCGGCAGCAGCGAAGACGGCAGCGACCUCUCCUCCGAAUCGGAGUCGGAAAACGAGGCAAGACACUCCCCAAACCCACGAACCGCUAAGCGAGCACCUGUUAGCAACCCCCCACGAUGUCUCCCCCAACCAAUCCAACAAAUCCCGGCCAAGCCCGUCAAGAGAGCCCCAGCCCCAAGGACCAGACCAGCCCCUGCAGCCAAGGAUGAACGCCAGCCGCCGAGUUCUCAAGCAGUCAACUCGAGGAAGAGGCCCCGCGCAGAGGAAGGGACUGGGGCGGUGGUCCCUGCGAGUGGCCCCGGCGACUCUACCGUGUGCAUCAAGAUCGAGGAUGAUGCGGAGGAAGAUGAUCAGGCUGCCGGGCCGGCAGCUCGCACGCGUGGAGCAGCUUCGAGACGCCCUGUAGAGAAGAGGACGAGAUUCAGCAAUGGUUGCUAG
Clonostachys solani is the source of this 1302-nucleotide messenger RNA. Lineage: Eukaryota; Fungi; Ascomycota; Sordariomycetes; Hypocreales; Bionectriaceae. The record is from the annotation of a GenBank genome assembly.